Molecule: messenger RNA, 1611 nt
Organism: Pezoporus flaviventris
Lineage: Eukaryota; Metazoa; Chordata; Aves; Psittaciformes; Psittacidae
Gene: CCN5
Product: cellular communication network factor 5
Exons: 5
Coding region: 80-856 (258 amino acids)
Biological process (GO): cell adhesion; signal transduction
Cellular component (GO): extracellular matrix; extracellular region
Molecular function (GO): integrin binding; heparin binding
Source: RefSeq, a predicted model, not a curated record
GAGUAUAAACACCAGCAGGACCUACUCGGGGCUUUAAAACCUGCGAACACGCCGCUGCCUCCAAACUGCCUGGGGGGUGAUGUGCUGCAGUGGCAGAGGGGAGAGCAGCAUGAGGCUCCAGCUGGAGAAGCAGCUCCUCUUCCUCUCCCUCCUCUGCAUCCUCUCCAAGGUGUGUGCCCAGCUGUGCCGGAGACCUUGCUACUGCCCCUGGGUGCCCCCCCGCUGCCCCCGCGGGUCCCCCCUGGUCCUGGAUGGCUGCGGCUGCUGCAAGAUCUGCGCCCGGCGCCUGGGAGAGCCCUGCGACUUCCUGCACGUCUGCGACCAGAGCCAGGGCCUCGUGUGUGACUACAGCGCAGCACCCAUGGGGAGAGCCACCUGCAACUUUGAAGACAUCGAAGAGGGCUGCGAGGUGAACGGCCGGGUCUAUCGGGAUGGGGAGGUUUUCCAGCCCAGCUGCAAGCUCCAGUGCCGCUGCCUGGAUGGGGGCUUCACCUGCAUCCCGCUGUGCCAGGAGGAUGUCCGCCUGCCCACCCCGGACUGCCCCUACCCGCGGCGCGUGGAGGUGCCAGGGAAGUGCUGCCCUGAGUGGAUCUGUGAAGCCCGGGACCAGCACCAUCCCCUCCAGGAUGCUGGGGCAGCCCCAAGGGCAGUGUCCCCGCUGCUGCCGUACCCAUGCCAGGAGUGGGGCACGGAGUGGAGCGCCUGCUCAGCCACCUGCGGCAUGGGCUUUUCUACCCGCGUCUCCAACCAGAACCGCUACUGCAGGCUGGAGACUCAGAGGCGGCUCUGCAUGGCCAGACCCUGCCCGGCUCUGCCGGCAGCAUCCCCAGUGCGAGGAAACAGAGGUUAUUUGUAGCUGUUCCCACCCUAGUUGCAUCCCAGAGCCAACAUCUCAUCCCGGCAAAGAGUCUGGCACAAGCCCAUGGCACUGUGGUUUUGGUGAAGAUGGAGAAUAUGUCCCUUGGGAAACUGGGAAUGAACUGAUGGCUGCAAAGGAGGGUGGAAUAGAGAACAAGAUCCCCAUGUCACCCAGCACCUACCCCCUCUGCACACCCUGCUGCCCCAGGCAGGGUUAUUGGGCAGCAUCCACAAGUUUCUUUGGCUGAAUGAAAUGGAAAAUGGAGAAACCCUGCAGUGAGUGUGAACCCACCCGAGGAACCAGGAAUUGGUCCGUUCCCACACUGGUGGUGCUUUUGGAGAAGUGAUGCUACUGCUCCACCAUGUCACACACACACAGCUAUGCUCUGCAGGGGAUGCAAGAGAGACCAUCUCCAAUACCUGGAAGCCCAAAUCCCCAGGGGAACCCUCAUGGGACCAAUCCCCAAGGACGGAGCAGGUACAUGGAGCCGCACACCACGACUCACCACCAUGCGAGGCUGAGCAGCUCAACCAUGCAUGAACUAAACCAUCCCACAACAUCCACCCUGCACCCAGCAGCAGCCUUCCCGAGCAUGGGCAGAAGCACCCUCCUGCCUGCAGCUCUAAUUCACCUCCAUUCUAAUUCACCACAUCUCUCCAGAAUCAACAUGGACCUUCCUGCUCUGUCCGGCCUCCUCCUCCCCAAAGCACUGUUGGUUUGGCAGGGCUUUGGCGAGUGAGGAGCUCAGACAC